CCCGACAAGAUCGACGCCCGUGAUUGGCCGAGUCCACACGGAGGCUCUACGGAGUACGGGACUACUCCGUAUUCCCAUUCUCUCUUCAACAACCAUCUCCCUUUUCAGACCUUUCUCACGCUGCUGGUCAGUGAGAUCGAUUGACUGCUUGUUUCCCUUCUAUUUCCCUCUUCUUUCUUGCUCCUGUUCCUGCGUCCCUUCUUCUCCCCCCCGGGUGUGGAACACCGCCCCCCGACCAUUCAACCACGUUCGACUUCCGCCUAUUUCACCUCCCCCCCCGAAGGCCAGCUUGACUUUUCCUCCUCUCCUCCUCCUCUUUCCGACUUAUCCUUUACGAACCGGUCCCUCCUCUAUGCGGCGACGAUAGUCCGAACAAUUCCCACCUCCCCCUCCCCCCGAUAACAUCCACGACUCGCCCCUCGAGGGGCUCAUACGGACCCCAACAUGUCUUAUCCCCAAGCCUACCCGGCUUCACACCGGCCCAUGCCCGCAUACAACCCCAUGGCAGCCAUCUCCGCGCCCGCGGGGACAUUUCUGCCUGGGACCAAGGUUCAGGUCGGCAGUCAUCGCGUUGUCGUGGAGAAAUACCUCUCAGAAGGCGGUUUCGCCCAUGUCUACGUCGUGCGGCUCCCCGUCCCCAUCGAUGGUACCGAAUCUGCUGUGUUGAAGCGGGUGGCUGUCCCGGACAAGGCCGCACUAGCCAAUAUGCGGACGGAGGUCGAGACAAUGAAGAAGCUCAAGGGUCACCGGUACAUUGUUAAGUACAUUGACUCCCAUGCGUCUCAGCUGCGCGGAGGUGGUUAUGAGGUCUUUCUUCUCAUGGAGUUCUGCUCUGGUGGGGGUCUCAUCGAUUUCAUGAACACGCGACUGCAGAAUCGGUUGACGGAGCCCGAGAUCAUCAAGAUCUUCUCCGACGUGGCGGAAGGUGUGGCGUGCAUGCACUAUCUCAAACCUCCUCUGUUGCAUAGGGAUCUUAAGGUUGAGAACGUCCUCAUUUCGCGCCGCGGUGGUGUCUCUUUCUACAAACUGUGUGAUUUUGGUUCGACCGCGCCUCCUCGCCCCGCGGCUACCUCGGCCGCAGAGGGCCGAUUGAUCGAGGAUGACGUUCAACGGCAUACGACGCUACAAUAUCGGAGUCCGGAGAUGAUCGAUGUCUAUCGGAAACAACCAAUUGACGAGAAGAGCGAUAUCUGGGCGCUGGGUGUCCUUCUUUACAAGCUGUGCUAUUAUACCACUCCUUUUGAAGAAGUGGGCCAGAUGGCCAUUCUCAACGCUAGCUACAAGUUUCCUAGCUAUCCGCAGUUUUCGGAUCGUUUGAAGAUGUUCAUCGCUUCCAUGUUGAAGGAGAACCCCCAGAAGCGUCCCAACAUUUACGAGGUCGUACGGGAAGUAUGCCUCAUGCAAGGCAAAGAAGUUCCCAUCAAAGACAUCUAUUCUGGUCGUUCCCAGUCGGAAGCCCGUCGGUACCAGGAACUACCGCCCUCGCCAACAGAGCCACCGCGAGUCGGUGCAGUCUUCUCCCCACCAGUUCAAGAGACACCGAUCAGUAUCCCGGAGAUAGCCCCCAUGCGGCGAGGUCGUCCAACAAACGCGAGUUCCCAGCAAAGCUCUGCCAAACCGAGCCCCUCCCCUUACCGCGACUCUGCAGAUCCUUUUGCAGUCUUGGACCGAGCUGGAAGCAAAUCUCGGGGCCCAGCUGAUGAACUUUCGAACCGGUUCCCGACUUUGGACCAGUUUGAUAUCCUGCAUGAAAAAGGAGGAAAAUUCGAUUUUGAACCGACAACCGCGAACUCGGAGGAACACCUGUCGCAGAAGCUCACCAAUGCACUGGCCGAUGAUGCUUUUGCUAAGCGUGAUGAGGAACCGGUCCGCGAGUCAGUGGUCAAUAGGCGUUCCCAAGUUCCUUCGUCGGUGGAGCAAACCAGACCAUCCGAGAAGUCUGCCUAUCAGCGAAAGGAGCUUCCUGCUACGCCUACCAGCCGACAGCAAACACCACUUUACCAACCAGUUCCCCAGAAACCUACAAUGGUGUCAACUGGUACGAUGACCUCGCCGGCUCCUACACCGGACUUGCUCGAAAAGAAGUCGAGCCGUCCUAUCUUUCGCUUCCCAUCUUCGGAUCAUCAGCGCCAGCUGUCUGGGCGGGGCAAGAGCCCGUCACCCCCACGGCUUCCGCCUAACAAGCCGGAGCCUCCCCCAAAGACUUCCACGGACAGAGUUAAUGAGCUCACGGCGUCUUCGUCGCGACUCUCACUGGACACAGCACGACCAUCGAGUCUGGAGGUCGGUGAUCCUCUGACGCGGUCGAAGUCGGCCAACGCCAAGCCUCGUCCGGUUUCUAUGUAUACCGGGAAGUACGACCUACCGCGGGAGUCAGAGAGUGCGCGGUCCUCCCUUGAGCUGUCUCGGAAUCCGUAUGAGGGUGUCCUGUCGCAAGCGCGGGCUGAUAUGGACCGGGACUACGACCGGGCGAAUAUCACGUCCGACAUUGACUACCUGCGAGCCAAGGAAGAGGAGGAGGUGAACCGGAAGCGCGAGAAGCGGGCCAGUGGAAGCUCGAAACAUCAUAGCAAGCGGUCAAGUCUCUCCCAUCUGUCGCUCUCCAACACGAAGACACUCUUUGCAUCUCGAUUUGGCGACGCGUUCCGCCGAUUUGAAGUUGGUCAAAACGACCAAAAGCCUCAGUCUCCUUCCACUGAGGAUAUCCCCAAGCAACCCUUAAUGGUCACGGCCUCAGAGGUGACCGAGCCUCCUGAAGAGGUAGACAACGAAGAAGGUGAUGGCGACAUCUCUCCGGAGAUGCGCCGUGAGCUCGAGCGAAGACGCCUUUCGCAGGAAGAAAAGCGAGUGGCUAGCGCAGCCGAGGAAUACCGGCGACGGGUAGCAGAAAAAGGAGGAUCGCGGCCUGGAGCAGAUGGCCGGUCGGUCACGAUACAAAACAAGGUGCAGAGCUUGAUGGGCGAGAGCAGUAAAACCGCACCGCAAAAGACCGCUACAGGAUAUGGCCGGUUCACGGAACAAUCAAACCCACCAGCUUUGCAGGCAAAGCCGAGUGAGCUGCGUUCGGAACCGCUGUCACAGGAUUCAACCCCAGUGUACGGCUCCUACACGGGAGGCGGACCAUCCCCCGCCAUCAAGGAAACCCCCAUCCCUAAGCUCUCGACCGCCUCGACAGAAUACGCACCCACCCAGCGCGCACAGCGCACAGGACCGCGCCCAGCAGCCCCUCCCAAACCCAAGAGUCUCCGCGUCGACUCCGACCUAACGCAGUCCGGCCUGGACCGCAGCCCAACGGUAGCCAAGACACCCACCUCCCCAAGUGAAGACUGGGAGACGAGUUUCAGCCGGCGCUACCCCAGCCUCUCGGGGCUGGAGAUGGUGGAGACGGAGAUUGAGAUAUCCAAAGUGACGAGUCUGCGGACCAAGGAGGUGUAAUCGCAUGUACUUUAGCCAGUGUUUCUAUCUUUUGUUCUAUUUUUCACGCCGAGAGCGCCAGACUUGGAUUUAUGUUGAGAUUUGUUAUUUGCCGUGUAUGGCUAUAGACUAGUGAACUAAUUUGUUGCAUAUAGCG
This is a messenger RNA of Aspergillus glaucus CBS 516.65, 3571 nucleotides long. RefSeq names its product putative serine/threonine protein kinase. The transcript has 3 exons. Gene Ontology annotation, cellular component: cytoplasm. The record is from RefSeq and is a predicted model, not a curated record. Gene Ontology annotation, molecular function: protein serine/threonine kinase activity; ATP binding. The coding region runs from base 445 to 3435 and encodes 996 amino acids. NCBI's taxonomy places the organism in Eukaryota, Fungi, Ascomycota, Eurotiomycetes, Eurotiales, Aspergillaceae. Gene Ontology annotation, biological process: actin filament organization; actin cortical patch assembly; protein autophosphorylation.